Molecule: messenger RNA, 1023 nt
Organism: Papilio machaon (common yellow swallowtail)
Lineage: Eukaryota; Metazoa; Arthropoda; Insecta; Lepidoptera; Papilionidae
Product: trypsin CFT-1-like
Exons: 9
Coding region: 23-976 (317 amino acids)
Biological process (GO): proteolysis
Molecular function (GO): serine-type endopeptidase activity
Source: RefSeq, a predicted model, not a curated record
ACUUAUCACUAUCGAUGAUAAAAUGAUCGCUGUUAGUUACAAAGUCGUGAUGCGUUCAGCCGACAUGCGGGUCCUGUACCUUGUUAUCACAAUAGGCUGGGCCAUAGGCGAGGAGUUCCGGAUAAAGACAGCGGAACUGAGCUCCAGCUCACCAGGCACGCGGAUCAUUGGUGGCAACCCUACUAUCAUAGAGAGACAUCCCUACACUGUACAGAUUUUGGUCGGCAAUCAGCUGACUUGCGGUGGGUCUCUGAUCACUCGGCGACACGUGCUGUCCGCCGCGCAUUGCUUCGUCCGCGAAGAUGGUACAGUCGUCAGUCCUAGAAACUUCAGGGUGCGAGCCGGUGCCACUUAUUUGAGUUCAGGUGAGGGCACAACAAUCGCGAUGUCGACCAUCAUAGUGCACGAGCGCUACAACAUAGUGCCGCACGACGCCGACGUGGCGGUGGCGCUGCUGGCGGGGGCGGUGCCGCAGUCUGCGCGCGCAGUCCCCGCCCCCAUCGCCCCGCCCGGCGCAGCACUGCCGCACAACGCCAGCGUCGUGCACGUUGGCUGGGGACGCACAAAUGUAAACAUCCCAGAGUCGUCAGAUGUGCUACGCGAGGUGACUGUAUUCAAGGUGGAUCGCAAUGUGUGCGCGGCCCGCUAUCGCCAGCUGGAGGUGCUCACAGGGGAACCCUUCCCCGUCACCGCCAACAUGAUCUGUGCAGGUGUCUUGGAUGUCGGAGGUAAGGACGCGUGUCAGGGCGACAGCGGGGGUCCGCUGAUGUUCAACGGAGUGCUGGUGGGUGUUACCUCAUGGGGCUACGGCUGCGCACAGCCAUACUUCCCCGGCGUCAGUGCCAGGGUCUCUGCUUACACCGAGUGGAUCAAUAGGACAGUGGUGAGAUAUAACGACGGCUACAGAUUGAGUGUGAGCCAAUUAUCGCUUAUUUUAUCUGUCAUUUUGGUGAUGAGCACCAACCUCUAUCGGUGAGAACGUCGUCGACGAGCACGUCAGCGAGCAGCGCGCCAACUUGCGCA